AGCCGCGGCCCAAGCUAAUUUGCCACCCGCCCGUGCCGACCUUCGCAAAUCGCCAUGGCCAUCAUGUGGGAAGUUGUGGGCGGAGCCGAUCGCGGUGGCAUCAUCGUGAGGAAGAACUUGGACCUUGCGUCGCCCAUGGAGGAAACACGCCUCUCCACAGGUGCCAAGGUUAAGGAGGUGGACUUCCAGGAUGGUCGCCUUUGCUAUGAGCUGGUGACAGGCAGUGGCCCUGCCAUCGGCUGGGUCACCGUGAGUUUGAAGGGCAAGGAGCUGCUGGUCAAGCAGCCGACCAAGGCGCUCGAGGAGAAGCCGGAGGUGGCUGAGGAGGUGGCGCCGCAGCAGGAGGUGCAGGUGCCGGAGAAGGAGGUGUCCGGUGAGGAGAAAGAGGCCUUCAAGCAGUACUUGGAGAAGUUCGGGGAGAAUCGCACCGAAGGCAACCCGGGCUACAACCGGAAGUCCUUCCCCUGGGCGGUGAACCACGCGGCCAAGUACACCGCGCCCAAGGAGGCCUUGGAGGCGGCGCUGGCGGCGCCCAAGCCCCGCAAGGAGCGAAGGGCGCAGACUGUGGUGGACUCUGAUGGAGAGGAGCUUCCUCUGUGCUCCAGGUGCCUCAUGCCGGUGGGGGAGUUCGCCUACGAGGGUCGCGAAGGCCGGGGCAGCUGCGUCCACGCGGAGUGCAUGGCGCAGGUCCUGGUGGAGGAUGCCCAGCGCCAGGAGGAUCGCCGCGCCGGAUGGGAGGGCGAGAAGAAGCUCCGGAGCCGCAAGGAGUAUGACAUUGGCUGGAAGAUGGACAGCGUGCCGAAGAACGGGGACCUCGCCGCGCGCCUGGGCUGCGAGGUCUCGGAGCGGGGUCUCUGCGCUUUGGUCUUGGACGAAGCCUCACGCACCGUGAAGGUGGCACCGACCUUGGAGCCUGCAGCGGGCGUGAACUUGGAGUACUUGUUGCUGGCCCUGAAGGUGCGUAAGACAGCUUCCCGGGAGCCCUUGUUCUCCUUGGACCCCGUGGACCCGCAGAACCUCGAGAAGACUCCGCAGAAGAAGGUCUAUGAGCCCAGCUGGCUGGCGGGCACCAGCGUGGGGGACGUCAUGUUCCAGGCGGACUACUUCCUGAAAGAACUGGCUCUUGGGGAGUAUGAUAUGCCUGUGGCGGGCAUGCUCAGCGUCUUCGAUUGGUCAGAGCUGUCUGACAAAGACAAGGCCUGGGCCGGCCGCGAGUGGUUCGUGGUGCGCAAGGCGGAGGUCCGCCUCGCCUCCGACAAGACCUUGGUGCCCUUUGUGAAGAUGGGUGUGGAGGCUCGGGAGCAGAUGGUCACCAAGAAGGGCUUGGAGGAUGCCGCGGUGACUGCUCUGAAUCAUCCACUGAAGAAAUUCGCGGACGCCUUCUCCCGGCACUUCGACCUCAUCGCCGAGCGCAAGAGCGUGGUCUUCCAUCUCAGGGAGUUGGCCAAGGCGUCCGUGAUGGCAAAGUACCUGGUGGACUCCAAUGUCCGUUUGGACCCUCGGUGGUACAAGAUGGCGGACGAGAUCGUGAAGGGCACCACCCCCGAGGCACAUCCGGAGAUCCCUCAGCUCUGGAACAUGCGCGGCAACUCGCGCAUUCAGCUGAAGAACGGCCGCCUCAUCGACAUGUUCACCGGCGGCCAGAAGAACCUCCAGGCCAUCUACGGCGGCGUGGAGUUCGGCCUGGACCGCUUCGAGCUGGCGCAGCGCCACGCCCUGCAGGGCCAGACGGGGAUGCAGCUGGGCCAAUCCGGGCGACCCAUGUUCAUGCCCCAGCGGUUCCAGCUGGGCCAGCGGGCCGAGAUGCCUCAAGGUGUGGACCUGAACUUGGACAAGUUCGACCUGUCGAAGACGGACAAGUUCAGUGGAAUGCCCGCCUGCAGCGGAAAGCCCGGGUCUAUGGAGGCUCGCGUGACCUUGGGCCGUGCCUUCCUGCGGGGCUUGCGCCAGCGCAGCUACGAGGAGCUGAAGCCGGAGCACCAGGAGAUCCUGAUCAAGGUCUUUCACUCGCCUCAGUGCGAUCGCACGGAGGAGGGCGAUGCCUUCAUCCCCCCAGAUCCCAACAUGGAGUACACCUCCAAGCUGCGCAGCAUGGUGCACGAGGAGAAGUCCUUGCUGGAGCGGAGGAAGCUGCACUUCUGCGACAAGGGCUUCAUCGUGGGCAACGCUGGCCAAGACUUCCCCAGGAACUGGACCUCGCGCUUCCAGAUCGAGAAGGACGGCCACUCCACGAAACCGGGGCUCACCACCAACGCGGGCCUCAACAAGGUGGAGCUGGAGGACGCCUUCGCGGUGAAGCUGGUGAAGGAGGUGCUGCCCAACGCGGCCCCAGACUUCCAGAAGUCCACGGAGGAUGGCGCCGUGUUCCGGAUCUACCGGAUCGGAAGCCUGGAGAUUCGCACCACGCAGGAGAAGUUCGGGCCAGAGAAGGUUGGCGUGGUCUACUCGGGUUGCACCCCCACCUGGAACAUGGCUUCGGCCGCGGUUGAUCUGCCGGAGCGCGAGAAGCUUCAGGAGAUCAAGAUUUUCCUGGAGGCGGCUGAAGAGGCAAGCGACAAGCAGCCUUAUCACUUCUACGUGGUUUGCCACACCGUGAAGAAGAACAUCAUCGUCACCGAACGGCUGGCGAACGGCAGCACCACCUUCGUGGUGAACCCCAAGAACCUCGAAGACCGCAACUCCCUGGCGAAGCACAUGUUCAAAGCCGAUUGCUUGGAGACCAGCACGCUCAAGGACCUCAAGAUCAUGCAAGUGAAUAUGAAUCGCACGGAAGCCGUGUCGUUGUCGGCUCGGAAGCAGUACGUGAAGUCUGUCUUCAACAAGGUGACUGGCAAGACCUUCAAGGGCAAGUGGGGGGGCUUCAUCCGCCGCUACGCGGGGCCCUCGGUGUUUCUGGGCGGCCCGCCCUUGGUGCUGCCCAUCGACCGGUCUGGCGGCCUUGGCAACGGCACCUGGUCCUCCAAGCGGAAGUGAGCCAUGGCUUCGCCCCAUGGCCGCGAGCGGAGCGCGCAGUGGACCGAGGAAACCGAAAAGUUGAGAGGUCGCAAGG
Effrenium voratum is the source of this 3049-nucleotide messenger RNA. The record is from the annotation of a GenBank genome assembly. Lineage: Eukaryota; Dinophyceae; Suessiales; Symbiodiniaceae.